UAUCGCGGAUCAUAUAACCGCUUGUGAAUGAAUUUGGGUUGGCAGGAAUGGAGUUAAAAAUAUGUACUGCAUUUAUAAAUAACUGAAAGCUUUACUGUGAUAAUUCAGCCUUAUCACACUGUGUCAUGUUGAUUAUACUUGAUAAGUAUGUUAAGAGUAGAGAUUAGUUCUGUUAGUAGACCAUUCAGUUGAUCAAACAACUUGGGUGUAGAUACGUUGAAAUCGUCGGGAAAGUCCAUCAGAUAUAUACAAAGAACCAAAUAUGACUGAGAGUGAAAAGAAAGCUACCUCUGAUGCCGAAUUUGAUGAAAAUGGUUACUGGAUCAAUCGGUGGACCACUAGAAAUAUUCCUUUCCACAGGGAGGAAAUGCACAUAUCGCUUGAGAAACAUUUGGACAAAUUUAUUGAUGGAAGAAAUGGAAUAAAAAUUUUGUUUCCCCUCUGUGGGAAAUCUGUAGAUAUGAAAAAAUUAGCAGAUAAAGGGCAUAAUGUUGUUGGAGUUGAUAUUGCAGAACAAGCUUUCCAGGAAUUCUUUACAGACCAGAAUUUGGAAUAUACUGUUGAAGAAUUAAAGGACAACACAGGAAAACUCUUUACAAGCAAAGAUGGGAAAAUCAAACUAUAUUGCAUGGAUAUGUUUAAAUUUUCAAAGGAUUUUGAAGGACAGUUUAAUGCUAUUUGGGAUCGAGGAGCUCUUGUUGCUAUCAGCCCCAAAACCAGAGAAAGGUAUGCCCAGGUGAUAAAAGGGUUACUUUCCCCUGACUGUCGCUAUAUGAUUUCCGCAAUGCAGUAUGACCCUUCGUUAUUUCCAGGUCCACCCUACAAUACUACUGAAGAGGAUAUCCAAAAUUUAUUUGGUAAGUCUAUAAAAGUUACUCUUCAAAGUAAAGAUUUUCCCCAAGGAAUAAAAAUUGAAUUUUCUAUGAAAUUAAUCCUAAUUUCUUGAAAUUAUCUCCUGUUU
Messenger RNA from Octopus bimaculoides (California two-spot octopus), 961 nucleotides. RefSeq names its product putative thiopurine S-methyltransferase. Gene Ontology annotation, molecular function: thiopurine S-methyltransferase activity. Lineage: Eukaryota; Metazoa; Mollusca; Cephalopoda; Octopoda; Octopodidae. The record is from RefSeq and is a predicted model, not a curated record.